GCUAAUGCAGCCUAAUAUAUGCAAAUCUGGCACGUCGAAGUAGCGACUUUGUCAUAUAUUGCGAAGAAUCUCGUCCUUCGAAGAAGGCUAAAUUGUCUCCGCAUUCGCCUCGAAAUUCGUUGAGAGGAAGUGGGCCUUUAUCCCCUAUUCAAGGGGUUCUGAACAACAUGGUAGAUGAAAAUAUGCACGCAAAUUCAGCUCCCAUGUUUCCUGAAAACGCCAUGAACCUUAAAUUUUUGACGAGUGAUUGUGAGAAUGGAUUUCAAGACGAAGCUCUUGGGUAUGAUGUUUCAGUAUCAAACGGUUUAGUUACAAAUGGCCAUGCGAAUGCGUCGAAGCCUAAAGUAUAUACAACGCGCGAACAAGAAUUGCUGCGAGUGAUUGGCCAGUUUUUCACUGAAAUCGGACUGACAGAUACGGCCAGUUGUCUGACCAGAGAAUCUCAAUGCUCUCUCGAACACCCUUCCGCCACAAAUCUAAGACACCAUGUGCUAAAUGGAAACUGGAGGUUUGCCGAGUCUUGCCUUGAGGAUCUUCGCAAAUCAGUUUCACAUAGUGUACACCAUCACAAGAUGAAGUAUCUACUUCAGGAGCAGAAGUUUCUGGAGCUUUUGGAUGACGGGAGAGUGCUAGAUGCUGUCAAGUGCCUCAGAAGUGACAUAAGCCGUAUUCCUGUGAAACACAGUUGCUGUCACUAUCUUGCCUCUUUGGCCAUGUUUUCAACGCCCGAAGAGAUCCGAAAAUCAGCCCACUGGCCUGGAAAAGGCAAGCAGUCUAGAUUGCAAUUGAUAGACAGACUCAGCGAAUUUCUCCCACCCAACGUGAUGCUUCCCAGAGAACGUCUCCGGAAAUUAGUUGACCAGUCCUUGCAAUACCAGAUUAGCAACUGCACGUACCACGUGGUAUCAAAUGAAGCGCCUCUGCACGAGACGAACGAAAGAGCCAGCAGUAAUACAAUUAGUGGAGACGAGCAGAAUAACGACACACUGGGGCGAAAAUCAGCUGUGCCGAAUGGAGCAGCAGUUAUGACGUCACAAGAAUCGAACGGCGUAAUUUCUAAUCCGAAUUCUCAAUCUUCAUCUUCGAGUAGUUACCAAACGUUGUCCCUAUUGACUGACCACAAGUGCACGAAGAACCAGUUGCCAUGUCGGAUGAAACAGACUAUAAUGGACAGUGAGGAGUACCUGUAUUGUAAGUUCAACCACAGAGGGACCACUCUAGCAGCAGGCGGCAACUCACACCACAUCCAGCUCUACACAGUCACAGAGCACCACAAACUGAAACUAUGUGAUCAGAAAUUAGACCACGAGGCAUCUGUCGGGUUCUUCGCAUGGUCACCAGACGACAGGUAUCUACUGAGUUGUGGUGCUCGCUCCCCCUCCAAAGCCAUCCUGUGGAACAUGGUGACCCUGGAUCGCAUGGUGCGGGUGUCCAACUCCCCGGAGGAUUGUCUGACUACCUGUUGCUGGCUACCUGACUCCUCCCACUUUGCAGUGGCUGGCAUCCAGGGACACUUCUACCUCUGCGAUCUAUCCGGAAACAUCGAGAGUUCUUGGGAGGGCAUUCGAGUGAUAGCACUGGCCUCAUACAAGCGGGAGAACACAGUGCUAGCUGCAGACAACCACAACAGAGUGAGGUCUUACUGUGUGGAUAGAGAUGCGACCAUAAUCCAGACAGACAAGGCCAUCAUGGCCCUCGAAGUGUCCAAGUGCGAUCAGUUCUUAGUGUGUACUAUGGAGAAGGGAGGAGGAAUACAGAUCUUCCACCUGGACAGUGGUACUCUGCUGACCAGACUAGCUGGCCUGAAGGUGGAGCGGGACCUGAUCUACUCGAGUGUGGGCGGGAGUGAGGAGGGCUCUCUAGUGGCCAGUGGCAGUGAAGACAAGUGUGUCUACAUCUGGCACAGACACAGACACCUCCCCAUCGCAGUCCUAUCCGGACACACCAAACAGGUGAACGGAGUUGACUGGAAUCCAACUAUCCACUCCAUGUUAGUCUCAGUGUCAGACGACUGCACAAUUAAAGUGUGGGGUCCAGCGCCCCCCUCCGAAUUCAGUGAACUCACAGGUGCUACUUUAACCAGAGGGGCUCAACACAGACACAACCCUCGAAAUAAUCCCAGAGGGGGUUCAGGUCCAGGUGGGGACGACCAUCGUAAUCUGUUUUUUGGAGGAGCCGGCGGCGCUUCAGAUGAUAACGAUGACUCAGAUAAUGAUGACGACGAUGAAGGCAUGUCGAUAGAGGGCGAGAGUUCACAGCAAUCAGGCGACAGAGGUAGUGGGCAUGUAACAAGUAGGAGCGUGAACUUAUUUUCGGCAUCGACAGAAGACUCGAUAUCGUCGCCAUCGCGAGGAGCUGAAGACGUUCUUAACCUGGAUCCGGUGUCAAUGAGUGUCAGCGGGAUCCUACGCAGCGCGGGGAUUGAUAUUUCACAACAUCAUGGUGCUUCUUCUUUGGGUUUGGCCGCAGUAAGCGCGGGUUCGAAUCCAGGCGCAGAAUUGGGUGCUUUUAAUGUACAACAGCAGAAUAUUUCUUCUUCGUCGCAAUUACCCGAUGACCGUCAGAUGUCGCCGUCUUUAAGCUCGUCGGCUUAUUCGUCAUUCGGCUGGUUGUAAUUACGGUUUCGAAGCAUAACAGCAGUUAUGAGAAUGAAAUAUAAAACGUAUUAGUUGUAGAAAUUGCAAAUGAAAUGAUUACGAGAGUUUUAGUCUGUUUCAUAAACAGUUAUAGCAAUAAAAACAAAGGAGAAAGUCUAUCUAAAGAAACCGCUAAUUACUCGAAUGGUGAAAUUUUGGUCCAGAUUUGAAUUUAAUUGAAUAAUGUUCUGCUUUCAAAAAGAGCUUCUAUCGAAAAACAUUGGAAUGGUUUGCGAAUUCUGCUAGAAAGUCAGCGAAAAAAUUCGUUACCUCACAAUUAUCGGCCUAAAUUUAAAUGUGUUUGAUAAUAUUCCUAAUUAUGUUAAUACGAUAUACAUAGCUUUUAUAUGAUUUAGAUUCGUUACUUACUUAGUACUUUACCUUACAUACGACCACCCUAUUACAGCUGUUUUAUUAACACUUGUUUCAUAAUCGUUUGCAUAACUGCUUCGGCGAGAUGGGGUAUUCGGAGAAAUGUUACGUAACUUCACAGAUGGUAUUACGUCACCGGAAACGGAAGUUUUGAUCACGUGGCCAGGAAGAGUAACAACUUGUGAAAAAAACGAAGGCAUUUUCCUUCAAAUGACCUUUUACUAAAGUGCAUUCUACUCCAGAUUCUAUUUGAUAAAAAUUCUUUUAUUUGGUUCAUUAGUAUUAAAUAAUACACAGUGCGUAGUUAACAUACAU
Messenger RNA from Symsagittifera roscoffensis, 3323 nucleotides. RefSeq names its product WD repeat-containing protein 26-like. Gene Ontology annotation, biological process: proteasome-mediated ubiquitin-dependent protein catabolic process. The coding region runs from base 168 to 2615 and encodes 815 amino acids. The record is from RefSeq and is a predicted model, not a curated record. Gene Ontology annotation, cellular component: GID complex. The transcript is spliced from 8 exons. NCBI's taxonomy places the organism in Eukaryota, Metazoa, Xenacoelomorpha, Acoela, Convolutidae. Gene Ontology annotation, molecular function: protein binding.